Athene cunicularia (burrowing owl) is the source of this 8850-nucleotide messenger RNA. RefSeq names its product RAB21, member RAS oncogene family (gene RAB21). NCBI's taxonomy places the organism in Eukaryota, Metazoa, Chordata, Aves, Strigiformes, Strigidae. The transcript has 6 exons. The coding region runs from base 223 to 540 and encodes 105 amino acids. Gene Ontology annotation, molecular function: GTPase activity; GTP binding. The record is from RefSeq and is a predicted model, not a curated record.
AAUCUAAUUUGUUUUGCUUUCCAGGCAUCCUUUCUUACGAAGAAGCUAAAUAUUGGUGGGAAAAGAGUAAACCUUGCAAUAUGGGAUACAGCUGGUCAAGAAAGAUUUCAUGCAUUGGGGCCGAUCUACUACAGGGAUUCUAAUGGCGCUAUUCUAGUAUAUGAUAUAACAGAUGAAGACUCUUUUCAAAAGGUAAAAAACUGGGUUAAGGAAUUAAGAAAAAUGUUGGGAAAUGAAAUCUGUUUAUGUAUAGUAGGUAACAAAAUAGACUUGGAAAAAGAGAGACAUGUUUCAGUGCAAGAAGCAGAAACGUAUGCUGAAUCUGUUGGAGCAAAACAUUAUCAUACUUCAGCUAAACAGAACAAAGGAAUUGAAGAACUGUUUCUUGACCUUUGUAAAAGAAUGAUAGAAACUGCUCAAGUGGAUGAAAGAGCAAGAGGCAAUGGUUCCAGUCAGUCAGGAAUAGCAAGGCGAGGUGUACAGAUCAUUGACGAUGAGCCACAAGUACAGAGCAGUGGAGGGUGCUGUUCUUCUGGAUAAUUAUAAAACUGUGCAUCACUGCCCUCUCGAUAUGAAGACUGCCAUAUUCCAAGUCACGCAUUCUUUACCAAUGGAGUAAUAGAAUUAACAGUAUUUAAAAAUAAUCACAUGUAAUACUGCAGAGACCUUAAGUGCUAAACUAGUGGCGUCUGUGACCAGAGAAUUGGCAUUUUCUACAGUGGUUAACAAAGCAAUUACCAAUGGCCUUUUUACAUAUUUUUCUUUAAUGAGGAAUAAUAUGCAUGUAGAAAAGACCUACUUAAAGGCUUCAUUUAUAUUCUUUUAAAUCAGAUCAUUAUUUAAUAACUUAUAUACAUUGUUGUUGGAAUGGUAUACAUUUUUGCAGCUCUUUGUAUUUUGUGGUAGAUUGAAUUGUAUCACUUCUAAAAUGCAAAUUGAUUUUUUUUUUUUUUUAAAUCAAUUUAUGAAGUAAUAUUUUUGCAGGGCCUCCACAAGCCUAUAACUGUCAACUACUUUGAUAUAUUCUGUUCAUCCUGUAUGCCAAGCUGGUAAAAUACAUUGUAAAUUACAUAUUAAAUAUUUUAUCUGCUUUUACAAUUGCAGGUGCAGAAAUAUGUACAUCAGUCUUGUCAGUGGUUGUGAAGUGAAUAAGUCAGUGAAAGAUGCAAGCUUUUCAUGUGUACUGUUGAAUUGCUCAUUCUAUUCCCCCUACCUGAAAAGAGCUUUUUUUUUUUUGUUUGGUACAUUCAUAGCUACAGCAUUUUUUAAGCAUUUUCUGGCAAGCAGCAGUAUUUAGAGUACCCCUUCAGUGGGAAGAGAACAUUUCCUUAGACUGCUGUUUCACAUUGAGGUGUUUGACUCCCAACUAAAACAGUUGGCACAUGUGUAUGUUUUGCCUCUGUAGUUACUUUGGCCGCUUGGAAUAUUGCCAGAAAAUCAAAGCAACUUUAGUCCUCAUAUAUCUGGUAGCCAGAAGACCAGAUGCAUGGGAAACUCUUAAGCUGCAUUAAUAUAUUUGUGUCCCAAGACAGCAUUAUAAACUAUUAAUGAGUAUAAUUUUUCUCCCCUGUAUUGCAGGGCUUGAGUGAACAAAUCAAUUGGCAUUAACUAGAAGUGCUUCUGGUUUGGAGUGAUUAAAUGGAAGCUAUGAAACUUGCCAGAUGUAAUUUUGGGGAUACUAGACAGAACUGAACUUACUCCUGACUUUCUCUUGUAAAGUGUUUUGAAGCCCACAUAAGGUUUGGAAGGAGGGUUUUCAGAAAAAGUGUAUAAACUACUAUCACAAAGGAACGGAAAUGGUGGUAGCUGAAACUUCAACAUGUUCUGUGCUCUGAUUUUUUAUUUUUUUUUUUUUACUUAAGUUGUCAUGCUUGGAAAAACAGUAAAGGUGAUGUCUAUGACAGAAUAUUCCUUGGCCUUCCUUUUUCUGAAGGGUAGUAUUAGUAUUGCAUAUGAAUGCAUUGAAUGGUGUGGUAUGCCCAAAAGGAGUAGUAGUGACUAAGCAGUCGAAGAGAAGUUUGCAGUCUUCAAUCUGAUUUUUAUUUUCUCUGAAAUAGAUGGCUUUGAGGCAGACUGGCCCUGGUGCAUUUUUUCCCUUUCUGUGUAAACUGUGGUAUAGAUACUUUCUCUUAAGCUAUCAUUGCUCUGCUUUUCUGACACGAUUGUAUGCAUGAUGGACAAAGGUCAUCUGUUCGUACUGAUGCAGAUAAAGUUUAUUGACUGCACAGAGUUAUGAUGUGAAUCUAAAAUCCAUGAUUAUAUAUUUGUGUGUAUAUAUAGCAACACCAUUAAGUUAACAUUAUGAUAUUUAACUUAACGGUGAGCUUUGACAGAUCAGGUCAGUUUGAUCUUAACCCAGUACCUUCAAAUGCAUAUAGUUAGAUGAAAAUCAGUCUUGUAAGUGAUACAAUAUUGAUAUGAGGAGUAAAAUUGGCAAGACCCUGUUUAAGACGGGAAUCCCCUCAUAAUAGGAGUUCCAGAUUCUUUGAUUCAAAUUCAUUUUUUGUGGAGAUGGGAAAAAAACCAACCAAACAAUCCAACCUCAAAUAGACUUGAGAAGCAGAUGAGUCAUGAGUGUUUACCUACACCAGAGCAUAAGCGUUCUCUCAAGCAGAGCUUUCUGUAUUCUGUUGAAGUGGACAGAUGCAAUUCUCUCUGAAAAUACUAGGUGUUCACCCAAGAGAAUGUUAUGUUUGACUACUUUGAAGUAGAAGCAGUGUGUAGAAUGUAUCUUUCUGCCUGCACCUAAAGAGUUUUUCUUUGUUUAGUCUAUGGUAGGGGCAUUAUGUGUGGCUUCCGUCUAUUACAAAACUUACAAAGCCAUGUUGAUACUAACUGUUAAGUCUCUUCCAAAACUAAAACUAUUACAAUUGAAAACUUUGGUGUUAAGGAAGCCUGCAGUUUUGUAUGAUUACAAAGGUUCUGGUUGCUAUUAACAAAAUACUUUCUAAAAUAAAUCCAGAAAUUACUUUUCUUGCUUAAGCUACAGCAUGAAAACUACUCUCUGGAAACCUUCCUGUCUAAGAUGCAAUUUGGUUGGACUUUAUGGAAUUUAAAGCCUUAAAACCUUUAAAUAAAUACUCCUUAGCAGGGUAUCAUUAUAUUACCUUACAAAAGUAUAGCUUCAUGAAGUCAGUGAAGUUGGUUUCCAAGACAGAAGCAAAAGUAUGGGUUGUUUAGACUGAUUAAGAUUUCAACUGUUCAUUGUUAAACAAAAUACACCAGUUCCAGGAAAAAGCAUCUUUACUGAAGAUAGCUAGUGUUCUUUGCAUUAAAUAUAUAGGAAAGCACAGGUUUACUAUAUUUGAGCAGAAUCUUACUCAAGUAACCUCGUAUUACUACUGUGUGGCUUGGUUUUCAAGAGUCUUGCAUUUGCUGGAAUCUAGCUGGAUUGCCUGGCUUGUAUGUCUUAAUGAAAACUUUUCUUGUUGUUAACUUCUGUUGCUGAAAACAAGUAAGUUAUUUUUCUUUCUUCUGAGAAGAGUUCAAGAGAACAACUUUGUCUGUCUUUAGAAAGUACUUGUAUUGUGGGAUAGGUAGAACCAAGAAUACACCUGCUACAGCACGUAAGUCAUUGAGCAUACUUCCUUGGAGUAAAUCUUGACAAAGAUUACACGUAUACUAUAAUAAUAAAGGUCUAACUUACUACAAAUACCUUUCUAAAUCAACUUUACUUGCUCACAGUCUUGCUGCUGCUAUGAUUACUUGAGCUACCUAUGAAACUUGAUCACUUACUGAAAUAAAAUCUAACAAACCAAAGUCCAAAUGCUUUAAUGCAGCAGUAUAUAUCUCUGUUAAGAGUUAUUUUUGGACACUGUCUUAUUGCAUUUAGACUAUAGUUCAGAAGUUAUGAAAAAGCAAAUGGACUGAUUCAGACAGGAGCACAUUAAUACAUUCAAAUGUGUAGUACUUGGAGAUGAGUGUACCUAGCUGUAAAUAUUGGGGGUAAUGACUUCAUCUGGUUUGCAGUGAACUUGCAUAAGGUUCCAAGAUGGGGUCAUCCAAUGUUUGUAUGAACUGUAUUGGCUGGUCUCUUGAAGCAGUCAAGUAAUUAACUGUUGCCUUGAUUACAUGCUUUUUUUAGUGUUCACAUGUUGUCAACAGGCAUUCUUACUACCACAUUAAAAAGUACACCUUAGCCCUUUUUAUCCUGCCACUUUUAUUCUAGGUGUUUAACUUGUAUCUCUGCCUACAGCGAACCUAGUAAUUCAAUUUCUACUUCAGAUUCCAAGCCAGAUGAAAGAAGUUAUGAGGUCAUGGAAGGUGUUUGGAGCUCAAAUGGAGUUCUCUAAAAUGUUGAAUGCUGUCAGAAAAAGCAGUUUAAAGAAGGUGAGAGAAAUGGGAGUUCUGCUUCAGGACAAAUAAGGUCAGGGAUCUCCACUAACUGAAAGCAGUUAAGUGUUAUGAAAAGUAGAGUAUGGGAAUAAGAGUUGGAGCCAGCCACCUCUUAUUUUUGAUGCUUUUUGUGAAAGGAGAAGUAGUAGAAAAAUGCAAGUGGGAAGAACUGAAGGUGCUGCUAGUGGGCUGCUGAGUGAGGUGUUGAGUUAACCAUUUCUUGGUGGAGUUGCUAACAUGUCCUUUUGGCAGUGGUAGUUGCCUAAUUCAGGACUUUCCUAAGGUUACUUCCUAGGUUGUUUUUACUUACAUGAAGUACCACUUUUGCUUCACUAAAGAUAAUAGAACUAACUGAACAGGCUGUCAGACACAAUAUUAACAUACUUAAAACUUGAUUAGAAGAUGCUAACUGGUGAGCUAUUUACAGUUAACUGACUUAAUUUGCAUCAAAUGUUAGGAAUUUUUUUCCUGACAAGUCAGGAAAACGUAUCUUGCAGUGAGAAUAACUUUUUUUACAGUUGUAUCAAGAAGCUGCAGAUGAAGACUGAGGUCCUUGGCUCUAGCUGCUGCAUAAGCUCAACAAAGACAACCCUAAAACUAACUUUCUUUUAAUGGUGCUGAGCACUUGCUCAUGCUACUCUUAGGGGAAUUCUGCUCAACACCAGCAUUUUUCCUUUAUUUACAACAAAGUUGUGCAUCUUGGUGAUGUAGCCCUUUGAGUUUAGGCUUUUUCUACCAGAUAACCAUGUAUACUCAUUCCUCUUGCAUUUGUGGAGCUGUCAUUGCCCACUCUGUUGAGCAGAAUGAGAUGGAGAAACUGUUUUGAGAGUUGUGGAGAAUCUGGAGUGUUUCUUGUCUUGAAAUGGCUUGAAAAGUGAGACUCUAUCAAACUGUCACCAUUAUGACAAAGGUAUUAGUCUAUCCAAGAUAACUGAAAAUAUUUUGGCUUGGAGAAAGUUUUAUUACAAAAAUGAUAAAUUGCUUUAUUUCCAAAAUCAAAAUUUGUUUCAAGCUGUUCUCUUUCAAUUCUUAAUUUUUUUCCAAGACAUAAGUUUACCAAACUUGGCCAAAACCUUCAAUUGACUGCUGUGUUUUACAGCCCUAAAAUAAUGUCUAUGACUGUAUUGAGGAGUUGUGUACUCAUUCACAUUCCACUGGACAGUUUGGAGCUUUGAUUGUAUUUAUUCAAUACCAGGAUGUUGAAAGAUAGACUGUAAAAAUAAUUGUUUCCAUCUAUUUCCACUCCUUUGUGUACUUGGGCAAGCAGCAUGACCUGAUGCAGCUGCAGAGUGAAUGUGAAAAGAGGGCUUCUGUCCCUCUCUUCCUGUUUAUUGGCUGCACUCGUCAUUUUAAUGAAUUACUAUUACAGGAAACAUACGUGUUCUCUUCUUGCUUCUCUAGCUUUUCUAGACAGUGACAGGUACUAUAGCAGUAAUACCCAGUUCUCCUCAGUUUGAGAACGUUGUUUGUUUUUUUUUUUCAAGAGGAGCUAAUUUCUCAGCAAAUCUUUCUUUUUUCAGUGUAUCUAGUCUCACUGAUAUCUUGCAAGGGGUAUUAAUACUUCAUGGUAGGUCACCCAGAAGCAAUGCAAUUUGAAAAUACGACAACAAAGAAUAGUGAGUAGCAGUAUUGCAGCAGUCUCCCUAGCAAUUGUGUUAUCCUGCCUCUAGACCAGUGAACACAGAAUACUGGAAGUUUAAUGGUGAGUCCUUGUUAUCUGACUCCUGACUCUUGAAUAUUGGGUUUAGAAGAAAUCCAGGUUGAGAUGAUUGGAGAGAGCAAGAACUACUUUCUCAUCUGUUGCCAAGUAGUUGAAAUUUUGUGACGCAUCCAAACUCACGUAACAGAUAUCUUUUGAGCUGCUGAAACUGUUUUAUUGCAGACUCCUUCAAGCUAUCACUCCAUUCUGGAAAGGUCAGCAAAUUUGGGAUUCACAUUGGAAGAGAACAAGUAGUUUCUCUUUUUCAAAACAGGAAACUUAAACUGCCUUAUCAGGCUUUUCUUAAUGGAAAGAGAAUAGGAAAGCACUUGUAUACAUAAAGAUUUAAGUGUUGUCAGUGCUAUUUGAUCAUUGUAGUGAUUGUUUUACUGGAUUUUUCUCAUCAGAUAAGAUCACUGAGCUUAUCGGGCUCAGUAAAAUAGAAUACUUUUCUUUGAACCAAGAGAAUAUGUUAGCAGGGCAAAAGUCAACACUGAAAAGGACACAGCAUUUUUAAUUUCUGUUAACUUGGUGUUGUCAAAUUUUGUAGGAAUAUGCUACUUGGCAUUUAUGGAUAAAUUUUUGAAAAAAAAAUAAAUUUAAAAGAGUAUUUAGCAGAGGCUUCACAAACCUUAAAUUUCCCAGUGCAUUGCUGCAGCUGGAGUUCUUAAAUAUGUCUUAAAACUAUUGUAUAUACCAGUGCUUUUACACGAAGAUAGUUCUGGGAUAAAUUAAUUCCAAAUGAUCAAUCAGCUAGGGAAACAGAGCUUUAGUAUAACUGUUAUUCUACCAGUGCCAAAUAUUAGAAGUGAAAAUGCAUGUAAGUGGGAAUGGAUCAAUAGAAAGGGGAAAAAAUGUGUGCUGAAAAUCAAUACAAGAAAACAGCUGGAAGUUCUUGUUAUUGUCAUAUCUGAAGAUUGUUGUCUUAUAGUUUAGUAAGUCAUAGAAUUUGUAACCUGAUGAAUAGUCUGUAAUAAAGUGACCCUGAAAAUUACUGGAGGUUGGGGGCAGUGGCCUGGCUUACAAAGAGAUUUGGUAAAAACUGAGACUGCAGUAUGUUACAAAUACAGUAACAAAUUUCUGAACCCAUCUGAGUAUGUGAUGAAAGAUGGCUUUAAGAUUUCAAACCAGGCUGAGUGAGCUUGCUCUACAUUAUGCUAGCAUAUACCCUGGAGACAGUAGUAUGAGCAGGAACCCAUCAAAAUGCAGCUUUGAUUCUUAAAACUGUCCAGAACAGUUCAUGAGGAAGGAGCAAUUGCUGUUGAACCACAUUUGCCAGUGUAAUGGUAGCCCCAGGCACGCUGCCUGUAUGCUAAGGGAGCAGCAAAAUGGAAGUCAAACAUGGAACCAAAGCUCAAGGCUGGGAAUUUUCCAGCAAUUAUGUGUUUGUAUCCUACUGAUGUCCUACUUCCACAGUGCAUGUUUGUGUAUACUACUUUAGUGAAAAAUUCUGUUCAGCUGAUGCUGUGGAUUUGAACUGAAUGGACAUUGAAUGAAAACAGCAAGCAACAGAAAAAGCAGGGCAAGAUCAGAGGAGUUUGCAUGGUUCCUGCUUUUGGCUGUUGUUAGCCCUUGCACCUGCCUUUUUAAAAACUCUACCUAUAUCCUACUAUCUUUGUCAGAAAGUAUAUUUUCUAUUUGGCCAAGAAACUAAAAUCUUACAAGCUGUUUAGAGUAAAUAUAGUUCCUUCAAAGAUUUAGUCUUUCCAAAGUUGGUCAGCAUCUCAUUAAAGGGACAACAUUAAAUGGUGAAGAGCAAGUGUGCUGCUUGCAGUUCCACCCUGCAAUCAGAGUCCGAUGGUGAAUUUUCUAAAUAGCAAGAGGCAGCAGAGUAUCCUAUACACCUCUGAUUGCCAGUCUACUCUCACGUUUUGUGAUGUGGAGUAAUUGCAAAACAAUCUUCAACUGUAAGAUGUGCUCAUACUGGUUAUAGAAGUUGGUUUGAGGCUUAAAAUGAUGCUAAAUUGUACUUUGAAGCCUUCAGGGAUGGUCAAGAUUCCUUUCAUUAUGUGAACACCGUUUCUUUUCCAGGGACUUGGGGAUUUUGCCUUGUACAGGAAAUGAAGCGAUCUCUGAAGUGGAUUGUCAUGGUAUGUUAAGAAAAGGAAGGAGGUAUUGUGUUAGUAACCCUGACCCAUCCUUAGCAUUGCUUUUUGCGUGGCUGGAAUGAAAUACAACAUUGACUACCCCCACCAUAAAACAUUUGCUUCAAUAGUUUUCUGCUCUUUCCAGGAAAUGUUCCUGGUGGUGGUGGUGUAAUGCAUAUGUAGAAGUGAUGGGGUUACUACUAUUAGUCUUUGCUUUCUGUGUUCCUAGCUCUGGAAGUACUAGUCUGUGGCAAUCGGCAAACAACAGAUCAGUUUCUGUUUAGUCAUCACUCUCGGAUAGCUUCCAGCUAGUCUCUGUGGAGGCUGAUGCAAUCAUGAAGCUCUUGUUGCCCGAAAAUGUGGAGCACUUCAUGUUGCUCUGCUGCUUUUAUAUUUGAAAAAAUUCCUUGUCCCACUGAAACAAAGCUAUUGUAAACUUGUGAUCAGUUGUACCAACUGUAAUGUUUUCUUAUGACAAAUCUUGUAUGUUUUGGGCUGUUUCAUAUUCUGGGAUUCCAUUAAUACCUAAUAUGCAUAGCUAAAAGAAUACCAGGUUCACAAACAGGAACUCAGAGCUGUGGUCAUGGAUAUACAAAAUGUGACAUAGUGCAAAUACUUGAAGAAAGCUCCUCAUCCAGUGUACUACCUUGAUGUCUUGUUACAUCUCCAUGCCUUCACACUCUAAAUACAAAUAAAUGCUGCUGGGGAAUGGGAUUUCCUUCCUUCUAA